This is a messenger RNA of Prorocentrum cordatum, 990 nucleotides long. NCBI's taxonomy places the organism in Eukaryota, Dinophyceae, Prorocentrales, Prorocentraceae. The record is from the annotation of a GenBank genome assembly.
GAGGAGGAAGGUCCGGACCGACGGUCGUCCACCUCCUCCCUGCCCCCCUGCUCGUCCCCUUCCUCCUUGUCAGCCUCCUGCUGCCGCUCAGCCUCGUCGACCUGUUCCGCCCCCGCACCCUACCGAGGACUCUUGUGCAGCUCCCGGCGCCCUCCUCCGUGACCACUCCGCUCCACUCUGGCUCCAGGCGAAACUCUCUCGGUGCCCCGCCCGCGCUCGCACGCCCCCCGCCGACCGCCGCUCCCGCGAUCCGUCGGGGCCAUGGGCAUCUCGCGCGACUCCCGCCACAAGCACCGCAAGACCGGCGGCCGCAGAAACAUCCACCAGAAGAAGCGCAAGUACGAGAUGGGCCGGCCGUGGGCCCACUGCAAGCUGGGCUCCAAGCGCGUGCGCCCGGUGCGCGGCCGCGGGGGCAACAUGAAGUACCGCGCCCUCCGCCUGGACAGCGGCAAUUUCGCGUGGGGGACCGAGAACAGCACCAAGAAGGUUCGCGUCCUGGACGUCGUCUACAACGCCAGCAGCAACGAGCUCGUGCGUACGAAGACCCUCGUGAAGAACGCAAUAGUGCAGAUCGAUGCGCAGCCCUUCAAGCAGUAUUACCUCAAGAAGUACGGCGUAGACCUCGGCAAGAAGGUCAAGGGGGCCCCCGUCAAGAAGGAGGGCGAGGAGGAGGUCAAGAGGAGCCACCACGUCAUGGCGAAGCAGAAGUACCUGGCGUCGAAGCAGAAGCUGGACCCAGGCGUGGAGGACCAGUUCCAGAGCGGCCGGCUGCUCGCGUGCAUCGCCUCCCGCCCGGGGCAGAGCGGCCGUUGCGACGGUUACGUCCUCGAGGGUGACGAGCUGACGUUCUACAAGAGGAAGCUCGAGAAGAAGAAGAAGCAGUGAGAGGGCCCUGGCGCGCGGCAUUACGGCGGUGUGGCUCGGAGAGAGCUCCGGAGAGGAUGGUCGAAGAGGAGGAGCAGGGCACGGAUGGUCGAAGAGGAUGGUCGG